Molecule: messenger RNA, 255 nt
Organism: Colletotrichum costaricense
Lineage: Eukaryota; Fungi; Ascomycota; Sordariomycetes; Glomerellales; Glomerellaceae
Exons: 3
Coding region: 1-255 (84 amino acids)
Source: RefSeq, a predicted model, not a curated record
AUGCAAGUACGGGGUAUUCCCGUGUACGACUUUGGAAAACUUCUUCAGUCAAUCAGUCAAUCAAGUCCCGCCAUGCUGGCUGCAGACAAGACAAGAGGCAGCACGGCUAAGGUCUCAACCGUCACCGAUGCGGCACCGAUGCGGCGAUACCAAGCAUCCAAGCCGGACGACACGGCAAGUCUGAUAUCUUGGGUCAUCACCCACCUCACCCACCGAACCACCAACAUCAGACCGUCACCGUCAGCCGGGCCCUGA